AUGGAGAGAUGUGGAGCGAAAUAGAUGACCGAGAAAACAUACAAUUGUCCGAUGAGAUUGCGGGAAACAAAAACAAAACAGUUAUGCGGCGACGUUCGCGUACGAAUUAAUCCAACUGAAGUCGGAUCUCCCGGCGGCUCGAAGGUCCAGUUAUUUUAAGUUUGAAGGAUUCGGGGGAGAGAGACGCUGCAGUUGCGAGGGAUGAAGAAAAGACAAAACAUUUGACAGCAGGGCUUUCUCAGGCUGCUCACUCCGUGUCUUUGUAAACAGACCCUCACACGUGACGAUCACCGUCCGCAUUGUCUGAAGGGCUUUAAUGAGAACACAAAAGGGGCUUCUGCAGUUAACGCUGUGUCAGGUAGCGACGCUCUUACGAGAAAGCAGGUGGAGAAGAGAUGGCAACUGCGGGACCAGUUAAAAAAUAUUUGUUUUAAGCAGCAAGAGAAAGGCAAAAAUGGCUGUUUUGUGGAUAUAUAAUGAUAUCUCCUGGUUAAUGCAGCUGGAUAGCUGCCAUUUCACUUAAUCGGGCUCCAGUUUACCCUAGCAAAACUUAAAGCUGGCUAAUGCUAGCUAGCUAGCUAAACCUACCGGGCAACGUCCAGAUAGCCAGCUAAUCUGUUUGCCUUUGACUUCGUUGUCGAAACGGCGAAAUUAUAGCUUGCUGCUCUAGCUGGCGAGUUUGCCAACUUGCCGAUAUAUAUAUAACAAGAUGUCCUUCACAAUGGAAGAUAAUUUGGAGUCGGGAUGGGUAGCCGUUCGACCAAAUGUUUUUGAGGAAAAAGAAAAGCACAAAUUUGUUUUUAUUGUGGCUUGGAAUGAAGUGGAAGGGAAGUUUGCCAUCACAUGUCACAAUAGAACCGUACAGAGAAGGAGCGUUGCCAGGGACCCAGGAGCAGAGGGGACGUCCGCUGCAGGGGCCGGAGCGACCGAUGAUAAACACAAAACUUUAAGAAGUCCAGUAAAAGAAAAAGAUGACGGUGGUAGUCGAGCCAGGGCUAAAGGAAGACCCAGUGUCACAAAGAGUCACACUCGAGAGAAAGCAGCGGGACCCUCGAGUCCCGUUAAAGGUGGCAGUAAGGCUGGGUCGAGGGGGAGAAGCCCCACCGGACUGAUGGACAUUGAGAUCUUGGAUCCCACAGUCAUCAAAGGUGAGCACCAUAGCCUAGAACUUUGCGAAGUCGCGGAUUCGGAAGACUUCGAAAACAUCGCCAGGGAGGAAUGUAGUUGGGCUGGACUUUUCUCCUUCCAGGAUCUGAGGGCCAUUCACCUCCAGCUGUGCUCUGUCAAUUCGGACCUGGAACCGUGCUUGCCCCCUUUCCCCGAGGAACCCUCGGGGAUGUGGACGGUGUUGUUUGGACCUCCGGAGGUCAGUCAGGCGGAGAUGGAUACACUUUGCUACCAGCUACAAGUCUACCUUGGCCACGCACUAGACACUUGUGGAUGGAAGAUCCUUUCUCAAGUGCUAUUCACCGAGAGCGAUGACCCCGAGGAGUACUACGAAAGUCUAAGCGAGUUACGGCAGAAGGGAUACGAGGACGCGCUACAAAGAGCCAAGAAGCGCCUGCAGGAGCUGCUGGAGAAGCACAAGGGCAUGGAUAGCAUGGUGGAGCUGCUGGAGAUCUACCAGGAGGAGGACGAUGCGUACGGGGCGCUGGUGGAGGCCACCACCCAGCUCUACCAGUACCUGCUGCAGCCCUUCAGAGACAUGAGGGAGCUGGCCAUGCUGCGCCGGCAGCAGAUCAAGAUCUCCUUAGAGAAUGACUACCUGGGUCCCCGCAGGAUGGAGGGUUUGAGGAAGGAGGAUGCGGACUGGCAGAAGAAGGCCCAUGAGGCCGUGCUCUCCAUCCAGGACUUCACCGUCAAGUACUUCGAGAUCACAGCGCGGGCCCAGAAAGCGGUGUACGAGCGCAUGCGCGUGGACCAGAAGAAGUUCGGCAAGGCGGCGUGGGCCGUGGCGGUGGAGCGCAUGGAGAAGCUGCAGUACGCCGUGUCCAAGGAGACGCUGCAGCUGAUGAGGGCCAGAGAGAUCUGCCUGGAGCAGAGGAAGCACGCGCUGCGGGAGGAGAUGCAGAGCCUGCAGGGCGGUGAGGAUGCCAUGACACGGCUGGACCAGCUGGAGGCGCUGUACUACGAGCUGCAGCUGCAGCUGUAUGAGAUCCAGUUCGAGAUCCUCAAGUACGAGGAGCUGCUGCUGACUGCGCAGCUGGAGAGCAUCAGGAGACAGAUGACAGAGAGGCAGGAUGAGGUGGUGUACUACGACACCUACGAGAGCACGGACGCCAUGCGGGACACGGAGGACACGGCCCCGCAGAGAGAGGAGCUGGUCAGGCUGCGGCAGAGGACCCGGCAACUGGAGGCCAGAAGGGGGCGCAUCACCGCCAAGAAAGCCUACCUCAGAAACAAAAAGGAAAUCUGUAUUGCCAAUCACAAUGAGAAAAUGCAGCACAGACAAGGUAGUCAGGGGGACCACACGUCCCAGCAUGCCUUGCAACAGCAGAGAGAGCAGCAGCAGGAAGAAGAGGAAAAGAAGAGCAGCAGGGUGAGUGAGGAAAGACAGAAAACACUGGACAGACUACGCAGCUUCAAACAGCGGUACCCAGGCCAAGUCAUACUGAAGUCUACCAGGCUCCGGCUGGCGCACGCCCGAAGGAGAAACGGCAGCGCCUCCUCCCGGAGCCUGACCCAGGAUCAGCCGCAGUCCCUGUCGGCCGGCGUGCAGACAGAGGAGAGCGGCGCUGCACUGACCCCAGGGCAGCCGGAAGGGGCCGCCGCCUCACACCUGCAACCCACCGCUGCUAUUCCUGUGUCUGGCCAACUCGAAAGCGCCUCGUUACCUCCAGGGGGCGCCGCUGCGCUGGAGCCCCUCGCAGCCGCCCCCGCCCCUCUCUCCCUACCUCCAGAGGGCGCUCUGUCAGUGCUGAGCUCACCAGUGUCCCCUCCGCCCCCGCCGCCGCCCCCUCCUCCCCCUCCCCCGCCGCCCCCGCCGCCCUCGGAGGAGUCCCUCAGCGAGGGCGAGGGCCAGCCCAGCAGCCCCGUCCGACAGCCCAAGCCGAAGGGGAAGGAGGCCCCCACGUCCCCCGCUGCCCCCCUCUCCGUCCGCUUCUUUGACAGCAACCAGCUGGUGACCGCCAGGAAGAAGCUGAGGAAGACCACCACCCUGGAGGCCUCCCAGAGGAGGAGAGUGAGCUCCCCGAUGGACGAGGUGCUGGCCUCCCUCAAGCGCGGCAGCUUCCACCUGCGCAAGGUGGAGCAGCGGGUGCUGCGGCCCGACCCGGACGAGGACGACGACAACAUCCUGGUGCAGAUCCGGCGGGGCGUGAAGCUGAAGCGCGUGCAGCAGCAGGAGCUGCGCGACUCCCUGAGCGGGCCGCGCGACGCCGCCGACCCGCUCACCCGCAGCAUCCACGAGGCGCUGCGCCGCAUCAAGGAGGCCUCGCCCGAGUCCGAGUCCGAGGACGAGGGGCUUCCCUGCGCCGACUGGGAGAGCUAGGCCACGCC
Molecule: messenger RNA, 3498 nt
Organism: Megalops cyprinoides (Indo-Pacific tarpon)
Lineage: Eukaryota; Metazoa; Chordata; Actinopteri; Elopiformes; Megalopidae
Product: junction-mediating and -regulatory protein-like
Exons: 10
Coding region: 710-3490 (926 amino acids)
Biological process (GO): positive regulation of apoptotic process; Arp2/3 complex-mediated actin nucleation; 'de novo' actin filament nucleation
Cellular component (GO): cytoplasm; nucleus
Molecular function (GO): actin binding; Arp2/3 complex binding; transcription coactivator activity
Source: RefSeq, a predicted model, not a curated record